UUUGUGAUUUCUAAUAUCACGGACAGCCCGAGCGGGUUACCCAGAACUUUAACAACCAAGUGCAUCUAUCCAACGGGGGAGAUAUCAGUCCUGACAAUAUCUUCUGUGAGGUUCGCCUCAACCACGAUCGACCGCUUCCGCAACGUUUCUGCCACGGCUUUUGAAGCCUACGAUGAGCUGCUUCAAGCAAUGGAGAGAUCCGUGCGUGCUAGCAACACUACCUUGGCCACCACCAUUUUCGUCGAGUCGAAGGCUAUCAAUUCCACUAUCGACCUGCUAGCAUGCAGUGUCGGACAGACAAUAUUCUCGCACGGCAAGGUCCCGCUCGUGUGCAUCUACACCAAUAUUAAUAUCAUCAUGACCAAGCGGCAGGAAAUCAACUCUCUCAUAAGGUCAGCCCGCGGAGGAGCGUCCCUACCAAAGCAAGCCUCGCCUUCGGUUGAUAUGGUUGUCAUCCACCUUCCUGCCGAAGGCUAUCCAAUCCCAGUCUCCAUGGUCGGCUUGGAAGCUGCAACCGCCUCUGCAUCUCAGUAUCUGGCAUUGCUCGGUCAGAACUUUAUCCUGAUUGGGACGCCUCCAAGCUGUACGUUGUCUACGACACCAUGGACCAGGGCCAGGGUUUCGAGAUCCCGCUAUGGCUUUUGAUCUGCAUGGGAGUAGUUGCUGCUGUUUGCCUGGCAACAUGGAUGUAUGCACUGAUACUUUUGCCAGAGCGAUGUACCAGUUCGCUGUACAAGGUCCUGACGAUGCAACUGGCCCCAGAGGUUAACAGCUCUGCUCCAAUGCUGAUCAAGUCCAAGAUGAACCCCAUGGAGUUUGAGGGACAUCGAGCCAUGCUGGAGCUCGAGGAGUGCGAACUGAAGACCGAUGAUUCAGCAUCAACAUUGGCAGCAUCAGAAAAAGAGACGGACUGAAAACAUCUCUGCAACGAUAUGGAUAAGCAUGCCUCGUUUCCUGCAUAAGCAUUAGAUUAGCUGUUUUGACGAAGUUCAAUCCAUGAAGUUGAAAAAGCGAUUAAAGACUUCUGCCCUAAUGUUAAUACAAUUCAAG
Molecule: messenger RNA, 1050 nt
Organism: Gamsiella multidivaricata
Lineage: Eukaryota; Fungi; Mortierellomycota; Mortierellomycetes; Mortierellales; Mortierellaceae
Exons: 1
Coding region: 190-645 (151 amino acids)
Source: RefSeq, a predicted model, not a curated record